UCGGCGCUCAGGACUCGAGUAGUUCAGGUAGUUUCAGCGCGACUCGCUGCUCUCAUGACCUUCAUCUGAUGGAGCUCGAACUUUCCGCCCUCAUCAUCACAACAUUCACUGCUCUGUUUGCUCAGCUUAGAGUCCAGCACUAGGGACAGAUAUAGUGUAGAUUAAUGAAGAGAUUUCCAGUUGAGCUGCGAUGGGGCAGAAUCAGGUACUUCACUUCUUGUGUUUGUGGGGCCAGUUUGCGGUCGUGAUCGGAGAGGCUCUUUGUAGCAGAGCUCCACAGUUUAAGCCCAGUGUGGAUCGGACAGAGGUGUGGGGGGCUUUGAGUACCAGUGUUGAAUUGAACUGCACUGCACUGAUGGUCUACAAUAAGAGUGAAUUUGACUGUGAGGCCAAUCUACGGUGGAGAAAAGAUGGACAACCUCUGACCAACCUCAGUGCCAUCACCCAGAACACCUCCCAGUGGCUUACCGCUGAUGGCCAGAAGAUUGUGAGCAGUAUUCUGACAGUGAACUUGAAGAAUCAGGCAGAUUUUGGUCUCUACUCUUGUGAAAUAUGGAACAGCACAGUCUCGUUCAGCCUUCAGAGCACCACUUUCCCCAGUCACACAGGGGCAGUGGUGGCAUCAGUGAUCAUGCUGAUAGCAUUAGUCCUGAUUGCUUUUAUCUAUUCCAAGUGCCACCUCAGCUUCAAACUCUGGUAUAAAAACAAAUAUGGAGACUAUGAAAUCAAUGAUGGCAAAAUGUAUGAUGCCUACAUCUCUUACGUAAACAGUGACAAUGACCGGAAGUUUGUAAAUUUUAUCCUGAAACCUCACCUGGAGAAUAAGUGUGGGCACAAAUUACUCCUCAACGACACAAACAUUCUCCCUGGAGCAGAGCCAUCUGCAGAAUUGGUGAUGGACAGUAGUCGUUGUCGGCGGCUCAUCGUGGUGCUGUCGCAGUCCUAUCUGGAGCAAGAGUGGUGCACCACCAACUUCAGACAGGGGUUAUUUCAUCUGCUGGAGAUCUCUCGGAAGCCCAUUUUCAUCAUCUUCCAGUCUCAGCAGAAGCAUGUGAGUCUGGAUGUUAUCCAACAACUCAGAGAGCACCAGGCACGCAUCACUACUUUAGUCUGGAGAGCACACUCUAUGACCCCAUCUUCUGGGUUUUGGAAGGAGUUGGCUUUGGCCAUGCCACGGAGGGUGGUGUUCCAUGCUAAGACAGCUGGAGACCCCCAGACUCUACUCCAGGAUGAUAAGGACCCCAUGCUCACCCUGCAGCCUGAUUACUUGGACUGUAGACCAGACCCAGACCCUGCUGGAGACCUUGGCUUACGGUUGCCUAUCUACAAGACCCUGCCUUCCAAAGCUCCAGUACUCCCUGCAGCUCCUGAUCCCACAGCUGAGGCCAAAGCUCCUGAGAUAGAUGUGUCUGACCUGGGCUCCAGGAGCUAUGCUGCCAGAACUGAUUUUUACUGUUUGGUUACUGAGGACGAUAUAUAAGCCUCAAGCACUCACUCCUGUGUUCUCCUUUACUCCACCGUGUCCAGGGCAAAAUGCAAGCCCUCAAUCAUUUCACCCUUUCUUUGUGUGAUCUGUGAAAAUGUAUGUAUUCAGAAGACUGCAUGUGACCAGAUUAGAAGAAUUGAGCUCUUCAUUUACUUAUAAUUAUUUCAUUACUUAAGGACUCAAGUUUAUGAAGGUUCAUCAUUCUCACCUCCAUCUCCUUUCAAUAAUCUGAAUGUGUGCCAUUUUGAAAAUGUUCCUGAGAGGCCCAAACAAAAGCCCUUCUAAUUCUAUAUAAUAAUGUAAAAGAAUGUAGUUUACAGAAUGGCUAUAUGUAUGUUAAGUUUGAACACCCCCAGUCAUACCAGAUAUUCACAUUGCAAGUUAAAUUAAGUUCACACAUCAUGUUGCUGCUGUUAAAACAAAAUUGUGUGUCUCCAAAACACUUUCAAAUUAGGUCAAAAACUGAAAAAUAACAAAAAUGGAGAUGCGUAGUUUUGUUCUGUCAGCAGCGAUAUAUACAGGAAAAAGGUUUCUACAAAUUUUAGUGCAUUUUUUUUCCC
Pygocentrus nattereri (red-bellied piranha) is the source of this 2046-nucleotide messenger RNA. It is a transcript of the gene sigirr, whose product is annotated as single immunoglobulin and toll-interleukin 1 receptor (TIR) domain. The record is from RefSeq and is a predicted model, not a curated record. NCBI's taxonomy places the organism in Eukaryota, Metazoa, Chordata, Actinopteri, Characiformes, Serrasalmidae. The transcript is spliced from 9 exons. Bases 191 to 1480 code for a protein of 429 amino acids. Gene Ontology annotation, biological process: signal transduction.